This is a messenger RNA of Acanthosepion pharaonis, 693 nucleotides long. The record is from the annotation of a GenBank genome assembly. NCBI's taxonomy places the organism in Eukaryota, Metazoa, Mollusca, Cephalopoda, Sepiida, Sepiidae.
AUGUCUUUUCUUAUUGUUCCUGGAUACCAUCCUUCAUCUUUUCCGUGUCUUUUCUUGUUGUUCUUUUGUCCAUCUUCGACCAUCUUCCUAUUGUUCCUGGUGUCCACCUUCCUUCUUCUUCGUGUCUUUUUUUAUUGUUGCUGGUGUCCACCUUCUUUCUCCUUCCUGUCUUUUCUGAUUGUUUCUGGUGUUCACCUUACUUCUUCUUCGUGUCUUUUCUUAUUGUUCAUGGUGUCCACCUUCCAUCUUCUUCGUGUCUUUUUUUAUUGUUGCUGGUGUCCACCUUCUUUCUCCUUCCUAUCUUUUCUGAUUAUCCCUGGUGUCCAACUUAUUACUUCUUCGUGUCUUUUUUAUUGUUCCUGGUCUCCACCUUACUUCUUCUUCGUGUCUUUUUUAUUGUUCCUGGUCUCCACCUUACUUCUUCUUCGUGUCUUUUUUAUUGAUCCUGGUGUCCACGUUACUUCUUCUUCGUGUCUUUUCUUAUUGUUCAUGGUAUCCACCUUCUUUCUUCUUCAUUGUUCCUGGUAUCGACCUUCCUUCUUCGUGUCUUUUCUUAAUGUUCCUGGUGUCUACCUUCUUCUUUGUGUCUUUUCUUAUUGUUCCUGGUGUCCACCUUCCUUCUUCUUCGUGACUUUUCUCAUUGUUUCUGGUGUUCACCUUCCUUCUUCAUCGUGUUUUUCAUGUUGUUCCUGA